Molecule: messenger RNA, 9822 nt
Organism: Phodopus roborovskii (desert hamster)
Lineage: Eukaryota; Metazoa; Chordata; Mammalia; Rodentia; Cricetidae
Gene: Apc
Product: APC regulator of WNT signaling pathway
Exons: 16
Coding region: 219-8834 (2871 amino acids)
Biological process (GO): cell fate specification; regulation of cell differentiation; Wnt signaling pathway
Cellular component (GO): beta-catenin destruction complex; cytoplasmic microtubule; catenin complex
Molecular function (GO): beta-catenin binding; microtubule binding; gamma-catenin binding
Source: RefSeq, a predicted model, not a curated record
GCGUGCGCACUGCACGCUUCCCGCCUCCAACAAGAUGGCGGAGGCCCUGUAGCGGGUGGGCGGAGUGUGGCUGCCGGAAACCCGGCUGCUGCCUUGGGGGAGCUUCGGGCGAAGGCCCGGGAGCAGCGGACCGAGGCUGGCGCGAUGCUGUUCCCGGGAAGCGCAGUCGGCUACCGCUGAGGAAGGUGGAGCGAGGAGUUGCCUUUCCAGCGCCCCCUAUGUACGCCUCCUCGCGCUCGGGGCCGGUCGCCGCUUUGCCCGCCUCGGCACCACCCGUGACUCUCGGGGCCCCGAGCUCCGGCGGCGGCCGGGACCGAGUCCCGCGGGAGGGGAGGCGCCCGGGCGGCGCCCGUGCUUGCGGCCGCGGAGCGAGCGUCUGGCAGGAAGUACUUAAACAGCUACAGGGAAGUAUUGAAGAUGAAACUAUGACUUCUUCUGGACAGAUUGACUUACUAGAGCGUCUUAAAGAAUUUAACUUAGAUAGCAGUUUCCCUGGAGUGAAACUACGCUCAAAAAUGUCCCUCCGCUCCUAUGGAAGUCGGGAAGGAUCAAUAUCAAGCCGCUCAGGAGAGUGCAGUCCUGUUCCCAUGGGGUCGUUUCCAAGAAGAGCAUUUGUAAAUGGAAGCAGAGAAAGUACUGGCUAUUUGGAAGAGCUUGAAAAAGAAAGAUCAUUACUCCUUGCUGAUCUUGACAAAGAAGAAAAGGAAAAGGACUGGUAUUAUGCUCAACUUCAGAAUCUCACAAAAAGAAUAGAUAGCCUGCCUUUAACUGAGAACUUUUCCUUACAAACAGAUAUGACAAGAAGGCAACUGGAAUAUGAAGCAAGGCAAAUCAGGGCUGCAAUGGAGGAGCAGCUGGGCACCUGCCAGGACAUGGAGAAGCGAGCACAGAGAAGAAUAGCCAGAAUUCAGCAGAUAGAAAAGGACAUACUUCGUGUACGACAGCUUUUACAGUCCCAAGCAGCUGAAGCAGAGAGGUCAUCCCAGAGCAAGCAUGAAGCUGCCUCCCAUGAAGCUGAACGGCAGCAUGAAGGUCAAGGAGUGGCAGAAAGCAGCAUGGCGACUUCUGGUAGUGGCCAGAGUUCAGCUACACGAGUGGAUCAUGAAACAGCCAGUGUUUUGAGUUCUAGCAGCACACACUCUGCUCCUCGAAGGCUGACAAGUCAUCUGGGGACCAAGGUGGAAAUGGUGUAUUCAUUGUUGUCAAUGCUUGGUACUCAUGAUAAGGACGAUAUGUCACGAACUUUGCUAGCUAUGUCUAGCUCCCAAGACAGCUGUAUAUCCAUGCGACAGUCUGGAUGUCUUCCUCUCCUCAUCCAGCUUUUACAUGGCAAUGACAAAGACUCUGUAUUGUUGGGAAAUUCCCGGGGCAGUAAAGAGGCUCGGGCCAGGGCCAGUGCAGCCCUCCACAACAUCAUUCACUCACAGCCUGAUGACAAGAGAGGCAGGCGUGAAAUCCGAGUCCUUCAUCUUUUGGAACAGAUACGAGCUUACUGUGAAACCUGUUGGGAGUGGCAGGAAGCCCAUGAACAAGGCAUGGACCAGGACAAAAAUCCAAUGCCAGCUCCUGUUGAACAUCAGAUCUGUCCUGCUGUGUGUGUUCUAAUGAAACUUUCAUUUGAUGAAGAGCAUAGACAUGCUAUGAAUGAACUUGGUAGGAAGGCUACCCGGGGCAUUUCAUCACAGGAGCUAGGUCAGGGGCUUUCAGGGGGACUGCAGGCCAUUGCAGAAUUGUUACAGGUGGACUGUGAGAUGUAUGGGCUUACUAAUGACCACUACAGUAUUACUUUAAGACGGUAUGCUGGAAUGGCUUUGACGAACUUGACCUUUGGAGAUGUUGCCAACAAGGCUACACUAUGUUCUAUGAAAGGCUGCAUGAGAGCACUUGUGGCCCAGUUAAAAUCUGAAAGUGAAGACUUACAGCAGGUUAUUGCAAGUGUUUUGAGGAAUUUGUCUUGGCGAGCAGAUGUAAAUAGCAAAAAGACAUUGCGAGAAGUUGGAAGUGUGAAAGCAUUGAUGGAAUGUGCUUUGGAAGUUAAAAAGGAAUCAACCCUCAAGAGUGUCUUAAGUGCCUUAUGGAAUCUGUCUGCACAUUGCACUGAGAAUAAAGCUGACAUAUGUGCUGUGGAUGGAGCACUGGCAUUUUUAGUUGGCACUCUCACUUACCGAAGCCAGACAAACACUUUAGCCAUCAUUGAAAGUGGAGGUGGGAUAUUACGAAAUGUGUCCAGCUUGAUAGCUACAAAUGAAGACCACAGGCAAAUCCUAAGAGAGAACAAUUGCCUACAGACUUUAUUACAGCACUUGAAAUCUCACAGCUUGACAAUAGUCAGCAAUGCAUGUGGAACUCUGUGGAAUCUCUCAGCAAGAAAUCCUAAAGACCAGGAAGCUUUAUGGGACAUGGGGGCUGUGAGCAUGCUCAAGAACCUCAUUCACUCAAAGCACAAAAUGAUCGCUAUGGGAAGUGCUGCUGCUUUAAGGAAUCUCAUGGCAAACCGACCUGCAAAGUAUAAGGAUGCAAAUAUUAUGUCUCCAGGUUCAAGUCUGCCAUCUCUUCAUGUUAGGAAACAAAAAGCCCUAGAAGCGGAAUUAGAUGCUCAGCAUUUAUCAGAAACCUUUGACAAUAUUGACAAUUUAAGUCCCAAGGCAUCUCAUCGUAGUAAGCAGAGACACAAGCCAAAUCUUUAUGGUGACUAUGUUUUUGACACCAAUCGACAUGAUGAUAAUAGGUCAGAUAAUUUUAAUACUGGAAACUUGACUGUUCUCUCACCAUAUUUAAAUACUACAGUAUUGCCCAGCUCUUCUUCAUCAAGGGGAAGUUUAGACAGUUCUCGUUCUGAAAAAGACAGAAGUUUAGAGAGAGAGCGAGGUAUUGGUCUCAGCACUUACCAUUCAGCAACAGAAAAUCCAGGAUCCUCUUCAAAACGAGGUUUGCAGAUCUCUAGUACUGCAGCCCAGAUUGCCAAAGUUAUGGAAGAAGUGUCAGCCAUUCAUACCUCCCAGGAAGACAGAAAUCCUGGGGCUACCACUGAAUUCCAUUGUGUGACGGAUGAGAGGAAUGCAGCACGAAGAAGCUCUGCUUCCCAUACACAUGCCAACACUUACAACUUCACUAAGUCAGAAAAUUCAAAUAGGACAUGUUCUAUGCCUUAUGCCAAAGUGGAAUAUAAGAGAUCUUCAAAUGACAGUUUAAAUAGUGUCAAUAGUAGUGAUGGUUAUGGUAGAAGAGGUCAAAUGAAACCCUCAAUCGAAUCCUAUUCUGAAGAUGAUGAAAGUAAGUUUUGCAGUUAUGGUCAGUAUCCAGCUGACUUAGCCCAUAAGAUACAUAGUGCAAAUCAUAUGGAUGAUAAUGAUGGAGAACUGGAUACACCAAUAAAUUACAGUCUUAAAUACUCAGAUGAGCAGUUGAACUCUGGAAGGCAGAGUCCCUCACAGAAUGAAAGAUGGGCAAGACCGAAGCAUGUAAUAGAAGAUGAAAUAAAGCAGAAUGAGCAAAGACAAUCAAGAAGCCAAAACACCAAUUAUCCUGUCUAUUCUGAGAACACUGAUGACAAACACCUCAAAUUCCAAACACCACAUUUUCCACAACAGGAAUGUGUUUCCCCAUAUAGGUCUAGAGGAACCAGCGGCUCAGAAACAAAUCGAAUGGGUUCUAGUCAUGCAAUUAAUCAAAAUGUAAACCAGUCUUUGUGUCAGGAAGAUGACUAUGAAGAUGAUAAGCCUACCAACUACAGUGAACGUUAUUCUGAGGAAGAACAACAUGAAGAAGAAGAGAGACCAACAAACUACAGUAUAAAGUAUAAUGAAGAAAAACAUCAUGUGGACCAGCCUAUUGAUUAUAGUUUAAAAUAUGCCACUGACAUUUCUUCCUCACAGAAACCAUCGUUUUCAUUCUCAAAGAAUUCAGCAGCCCAGAGCACUAAAACUGAACAUCUCUCUCCAAACAAUGAGACUACAUCCACAGCUUCAUCUAAUGCCAAAAGGCAGAACCAGCUGCAUCCAGGAUCAGCACAAAGAAAUGGUCAGACGCAAAAAGGGACCACGUGCAAAGUCCCCUCCAUCAACCAAGAAACAAUACAGACUUACUGUGUAGAAGACACCCCCAUAUGUUUCUCAAGGUGUAGUUCAUUAUCUUCUUUGUCAUCAGCUGAAGAUGAAAUAGGAUGUGAUCAGACAACACAGGAAGCAGAUUCUGCUAGUACUCUGCAGAUAGCAGAAAUAAAAGAGAAUGAUGUUAUUCGGUCAACUGAAGAUCCUGCAAGCGAAGUUCCAGCAGUGUCCCAGAGUGCUAGAACCAAACCCAGCAGACUCCAGGCUUCUGCCUUAUCUUCGGAAUCAACCAGGCAUAAGGCUGUUGAGUUUUCUUCAGGGGCCAAGUCUCCCUCCAAAAGUGGUGCUCAGACGCCCAAAAGUCCCCCAGAGCACUAUGUCCAGGAAACUCCACUCGUGUUCAGCAGAUGUACUUCUGUCAGCUCACUUGACAGCUUUGAGAGUCGUUCCAUUGCCAGCUCUGUUCAGAGUGAGCCGUGCAGUGGAAUGGUGAGUGGUAUUAUAAGCCCCAGUGACCUUCCAGAUAGCCCUGGACAGACCAUGCCACCAAGCAGAAGCAAAACCCCUCCACCUCCUCCACAGACAGUCCAGACCAAGAGAGAGGUGCCAAAAAAUAAAGUCCCUGCUGCUGAGAAGAGAGAAAGUGGACCUAAGCAGACAGCUGUAAAUGCUGCCGUCCAGAGGGUCCAGGUCCUUCCGGAUGCUGACACUCUAUUGCACUUUGCCACAGAAAGUACUCCAGAUGGGUUUUCUUGUUCAUCUAGCCUGAGUGCACUGAGCCUCGACGAGCCAUUUAUACAGAAAGAUGUGGAAUUAAGAAUAAUGCCUCCAGUUCAGGAAAAUGACAAUGGGAAUGAGACUGAACCAGAGCAACCUGAAGAAUCAAAUGAAAACCAGGAGAAAGAGGUAGAAAAACCUGACUCUGAAAAAGACUUAUUAGAUGAUUCAGAUGAUGAUGAUAUUGAAAUAUUAGAAGAAUGUAUUAUUUCAGCCAUGCCAACAAAGUCAUCACGCAAAGCCAAAAAGCUAGCCCAAACUGCUUCAAAAUUACCUCCACCUGUGGCAAGGAAACCAAGUCAACUGCCUGUGUACAAACUUCUGCCAUCACAAAACCGGCUGCAGGCACAAAAGCAUGUUAGCUUUACACCAGGAGAUGACAUGCCCCGUGUGUACUGUGUAGAAGGGACACCUAUAAACUUUUCUACCGCAACAUCUUUAAGUGAUCUGACAAUAGAAUCCCCUCCAAAUGAGUUGGCUGCUGGAGAUGGGGUUAGAGCAGGUACACAGCCAAGCGAAUUUGAAAAACGAGAUACCAUUCCUACAGAGGGCAGAAGUACAGAUGAAGCUCAGAGGGGGAAAAUGUCAUCCAUGGCUAUGCCAGACCUGGAUGACAGUAAAGCAGAGGAAGGAGAUAUUCUUGCAGAAUGUAUCAAUUCUGCGAUGCCCAAAGGAAAAAGCCACAAGCCUUUCCGAGUGAAAAAGAUAAUGGACCAGGUCCAACAAGCUUCAGUGACUUCAUCUGUAACUAACAAAAAUCAAACAGACACCAAGAAAAAGAAGCCUACUUCCCCAGUAAAGCCCAUGCCACAAAACACUGAGUACAGAACACGUGUGAGGAAGAACACAGACUCAAAGGUUAACGUAAAUGCUGAAGAAACUUUCUCAGACAACAAAGACUCAAAGAAACAGAGCCUGAAAAACAAUCCCAAGGAUUUCAGUGAUAAGCUGCCCAACAAUGAAGACAGAGUCCGAGGAAGCUUCGCCUUCGAUUCACCGCAUCAUUACACCCCCAUUGAAGGAACUCCUUACUGUUUUUCACGAAAUGACUCUUUGAGUUCUCUAGAUUUUGAUGAUGACGAUGUUGACCUUUCCAGGGAAAAGGCCGAGUUAAGAAAGGGGAAAGAAAGUAAGGAUUCAGAAGCCAAAGUUAUCUGCCACACAGAGCCACCCUCAAGCCAACAGCCAGCUAGUAAGUCACAAGCUAGUACAAAACAUCCAGUAAACAGGGGCCAAUCUAAACCAGUGCUUCCGAAACAACCCACUUUCCCUCAACCCUCCAAAGACUUGCCAGAUAGAGGGGCAGCAACGGAUGAAAAAUUACAGAAUUUUGCUAUUGAAAACACUCCAGUUUGCUUUUCUCGAAAUUCCUCUCUGAGUUCUCUUAGUGACAUCGACCAAGAAAACAAUAAUAACAAAGAAAAUGAACCAGUCAAAGAAGCUGAACCUACUAACUCACAAGGAGAAGCAAGUAAGCCUCAGGCAUCUGGGUAUGCGCCCAAGUCAUUUCACGUUGAAGACACGCCUGUCUGUUUCUCGAGAAACAGCUCUCUCAGUUCUCUUAGCAUUGAUUCUGAAGAUGACCUGUUGCAGGAGUGUAUAAGUUCUGCAAUGCCAAAAAAGAAAAGGCCUUCAAGACUGAAGGGUGAGAGUGAAAAGCAGAGUCCCAGAAAUCUGGGUGGCAUUUUAGCGGAAGACCUGACACUUGACUUGAAAGAUAUACAGAGGCCAGAUUCAGAACAUGGUUUAUCUCCUGAUUCAGAGAAUUUUGAUUGGAAAGCUAUUCAGGAAGGUGCAAACUCCAUAGUAAGUAGUUUGCAUCAAGCUGCCGCUGCUGCCGCGUGUUUAUCUAGACAGGCUUCAUCUGAUUCUGAUUCCAUUCUGUCACUGAAAUCAGGCAUUUCCCUGGGAUCACCUUUUCAUCUUACACCUGAUCAAGAGGAAAAACCCUUCACAGGUAAUAAAGGCCCACGAAUUCUCAAACCUGGGGAGAAAAGCACAUUAGAAGCAAAAAAGAUAGAAUCUGAAAAUAAAGGAAUCAAAGGUGGGAAAAAGGUUUAUAAAAGCUUGAUUACUGGAAAGAUUCGAUCUAACUCAGAAAUUUCCAGCCAAAUGAAACAGCCCCUCCAAACAAACAUGCCUUCAAUCUCAAGAGGCAGGACCAUGAUUCAUAUCCCAGGGGUUCGGAAUAGCUCCUCAAGUACAAGCCCUGUUUCUAAAAAAGGCCCACCCCUCAAGACUCCAGCCUCCAAAAGCCCUGGUGAGAGUCCAGCAGCCACAACUUCUCCUAGAGGAACCAAGCCAUCAGUGAAAUCAGAGCUGAGUCCUCUUACGAGGCAAACUUCCCAAAUCAGUGGAUCUAACAAGGGGCCUUCUAGAUCCGGCUCUAGAGACUCGACUCCCUCAAGACCUACACAGCAACCAUUAAGUAGGCCAAUGCAGUCUCCAGGACGAAACUCUAUCUCCCCUGGUAGAAAUGGAAUAAGCCCUCCUAACAAACUAUCUCAGCUACCCAGGACAUCAUCUCCCAGUACUGCUUCAACCAAGUCUUCAGGCUCUGGGAAAAUGUCCUAUACAUCCCCCGGCAGACAGAUGAGCCAACAAAACCUUACCAAACAAGCAGGCUUAUCCAAGAAUGCUAGUAGUAUCCCAAGAAGUGAGUCUGCAUCGAAAGGACUGAAUCAGAUGAAUAAUGGCAAUGGGUCUAAUAAAAAGGUAGAACUUUCUAGGAUGUCUUCAACUAAGUCAAGUGGAAGUGAAUCGGAUAGAUCAGAAAGACCUACAUUAGUACGCCAAUCUACUUUCAUCAAAGAAGCGCCAAGCCCGACCCUAAGGAGGAAACUGGAGGAAUCCGCCUCAUUUGAAUCCCUUUCUCCAUCUUCUAGACCAGAUUCUCCCACCAGAUCCCAGGCACAAACCCCAGUUUUAAGUCCUUCCCUUCCUGAUAUGUCUCUGUCGACACAUCCAUCUGUUCAGCCUGGUGGAUGGCGAAAGCUCCCACCUAAUAAUCUUAGCCCCACUAUUGAGUACAAUGAUGGAAGACCAGGAAAGCGCCAUGAUAUCUCUCGCUCCCAUUCUGAAAGUCCUUCCAGACUGCCAAUCAACCGGGCAGGAACCUGGAAGCGUGAGCACAGUAAACACUCCUCAUCCCUUCCUCGGGUGAGCACUUGGAGAAGAACUGGAAGCUCAUCUUCUAUUCUUUCCGCUUCAUCAGAGUCCAGUGAAAAAGCCAGAAGUGAGGAUGAAAAGCAUGUAAGCUCCAUGCCAGGACCCAGACCAAUGAAAGAAAACCAAGUACCCACAAAAGGCACAUGGAGGAAAAUAAAAGAAAGUGAAAUUUCUCCCACAAACAUGCUUUCUCAGACCAUUUCCUCCGGUGCUGCCAAUGGUGCUGAGUCAAAGACUCUGAUUUAUCAGAUGGCACCUGCUGUUUCUAAAACAGAGGACGUUUGGGUGAGAAUUGAGGACUGCCCCAUUAACAACCCUAGAUCUGGAAGAUCUCCCACAGGUAACACCCCCCCAGUGAUUGACAGUGUUUCAGAAAAGGGAAAUCCAAGCACUAAAGAUUCAAAGGAUACCCAGGGAAAACAAAGUGUGGGCAAUGGCAGUCCUGUGCACACCGUGGGUCUGGAAAACCGCCUGAACUCCUUUAUUCAGGUAGAUGCCCCAGAACAGAAAGGAACUGAGACAAAACCGGGACAGGGUAACCCUGUCCCUGCGGCAGAGACUAGUGAGACUUCUGUAGUCGAGCGCACCCCUUUCAGUUCAAGUGGCCCCAGCAAACACAGUUCGCCUAGUGGGACAGUUGCUGCCAGGGUGACGCCUUUCAAUUACAACCCCAGCCCAAGGAAAAGCAGUGCAGACAGCACUUCAGCCCGGCCCUCUCAGAUCCCCACACCAGUGAGCAGCAACACAAAGAAGCGAGACUCAAAGACGGACAGCACAGAGUCCAGUGGAGCCCAAAGUCCUAAGCGCCACUCCGGGUCUUACCUCGUGACGUCUGUUUAAAAGAGCUGGAAGGACAAACGCAGGAAAAGUUGGUGUUCCUCACAACUGCUGUAUAGAGGCUUUAUUUCAAAGAAAACUUCAAAGGUUGGAACUUUCUGUAAAUAGGUUUGAUUGUUGUUAGAGGUUUUGUUCUGGAAACCAUGUUUGAUAGUCCACUUGGCCCUCACUGGUCAUUUUGGGAGGCACUCUUGUUAGGUCGGGGGAAAAAGGUAAAGCCAAGUAUAUUUGUACAGAAUGUUUUACAUGUAUUUAAGUAGCAUCCAUCCCAUUGUCCUUUAAUUAUCGCUUGUCUUAAAACAACACUACAGAUAGAAACUAUAUGAUAUAUUGCUGUUAUCAAUCAUUUCUAGAUUAUAAAAUAAACUUACAUCAGGGAGAAAUUGGUAUUUAUGCAAAAAUAGUCCUUGUGAAUCCAUCUAAUGUCAUAAUUAAUCAUGUGGCUGUGAAAUUCACAGUAAUAUGGUUCCCAAUGAAUAUGUUUACCCAGCCUGCUUUGCUUUACUGCAUGAAUGAAACUGAUGGUUCAAUUUCAGAAGUAAUGAUUAAUGAUUCUGUGGUCACAUGGUGUGCAUAGGAUAGCUAUGGUGUAACAAUUCACACUAUUUUGUGCUCAGAUCUGUGUAACUGUAAAACAUUGAAUGAAACUAUUUUAACUGAACUAGAUUUUAUCAAAAGUAGGUAGAAUUUUUGCUAUGCUGUAACUGUUGUAUAUUCUGGUAUUUGAGGUGAAAUGGCUGCUCUUUUAUUAAUGAGACAUGAAUUGUGUCUCAAACUAAAUGAACAUUUCAGAAUAAAUUAUUGCUGUAUGUAAACUAUUACUGAAAUUGGUAUUUGUUUGAAGGUUCUUAUUUCACAUUUGUAUUAAUAAUUGUCAAAAGGGCCUCUUUUAAAAGCUAAAUGUAAAUGUUUUUCUUCAGAUUCUAUGCAUUAAGAGUAAAAUUUCCUCUUACUGUAAUAAAGACAAUUGAAGAAGAUUGUUGACACUUAA